UGGGUGAUCCUUGUGGCGACAGUGUUCAACUUAUCUGUGAUGGGGACUCUGAUAAUCACUUUAGGGAUGUUCCAGGACCAGUUUCUCCAGAACUACGGUGUCAGCACGGCGUAUAUUAGUGUGUUGUGCUCCCUUUUCAUGAGCCUACAGUCAAUACUAGGUCCUGUAGCGAGUGUCAUCUGUAACAUGUUCAGCAUACGUACAUCUAUAAUGGUUGGAGGAACUAUACUUUCGGUGGGCUUUGUUGCAACCAGCAUGACCAACACUCUUCCACAACUGCUUGGGUGCUACGGGAUACUCUCUGGGAUAGGAUUUGGCAUCAUUUACACACCGUCCGCAAUAGCUGUUGGCCAUUACUUCCAGGAGAAAAGGGUUAUAGCUAAUGGAAUCGCUUUUUCAUCUGUUGGCGUUGGUAUGCUGUCAGGUGCACAUUUGAUUGGCUGGCUGAUUGACCAGUUCGGGUGGCGGACUGCGAUGUUGACACUUGGAUGCAUCACGGCCCAGAUGGUUGUGACAGGGUCUCUGAUAUUUCCACUUGAAAGGACAAAACAGAGUAAGGAUACUGUGUUCUAUUGCCAAAGGAAUAAUAACCAGAGAGAAGAAAUAACGGAUAUAGAUUCAGAGACAAGAGAACUAUCUGGUAAGGCUAAAUGUUUACAUUGCAAACGAUGCAGUCACGACAGUGCUUCAGUUGUAAUUUGUAAAACAAGUGUCAGUAUGUUUACGGUUCUGAAAGACAAGAUCCUACUGAUCAUCCUUCUCAACUAUUUCAUGGAAAUGAUGGGCUAUUCCAUUCAGAUUGUUCAUCUGCCUUCUUACGUGCGUUCGGUUGGAGUACCACAGACCAAAGUUCCAUCUCUGCUCACCGCCUAUGGCCUCACUCUCACAGUGGCGCGGAUUCUGGGUGGGGUGAUGUGUAACGACAAGAACAUUGAUUUGCUGAUGGUGUACAUAUCUUGCCAAGGCCUCAAAGCUUUGCUUGUGAUGUUCAUGCCACUGUUCGCACAUGGAUUUGCUCAACUUGUUCUAUACCAAGUUCUGUAUGGCUUAUAUUAUGGAUUUGGUUAUAUAUUAUUGACGCCCAUUUAUGUGGAGCUGUUCGGAGUGGAACGUCUGGCAACAGUGUUUGGAGUUACCUUGAGUGUUGGUGGUAUGGGUUAUCUCAUUGGUCCAACCAUCGCAGGUGCACUGUACGACAUCACAUCAUCCUACUCGGCGGGAUUCCACAUUGGUGGCUCAGUGUCUCUACUUGGCUCCAUGGUCUUAUUCCUGAUCCCCAUCCUGAGGAGAGACGUCAAAGUUCCAGGGGAUCCAGAGAACAAAGAAUGUUUGGUUGUUCCCGAGAAUAUGGAACAUCUGGUUGUAUCGGAAAAUAAUGAAUCUCUGUCAAGAAGAGGGAGCAGUGACUGUAUCGAUAUUACUUAGGGUACUUAGUACAACACAAAAUUUGCACUGAAGGCCACAGGGCCGAGGUACAUGUUAUCUUUGGGAAAGGUUGUAUUAUACACUUUUAUAUCACAGUUAUUUAUAACAUUGAAAGAUAUAUGCAUGUAUAUGCCGUCAGAUCUUUGCCAGCAUCCAUGAUUUUUUAAAGGUUGUGAUCCCAAUUGGCAGGAGGCUGCUCACUAUGUUUUGGUACCUAUUUAAAGAACUGACAAAGGUCAAAAUAGAGACGUCAUCUCUGAUUACAUGACCAACAAUUUGUUGGUGGAAGUAUGAUGAGUCUUGGCUAAACUGCCCCCCUUCAGCAACAGGUUCUAUAAUUGAACAACUUUUUAUACAAUGAUGUUCGUCUAGGAAAAUUGGACUGUUGGUGCAUCCCUGAGUUUUGUAUGGGUUGGAUAUUAACGUUGAUUGCAAAUUAUUACAAAUUAAGGAACAUGCAACCUUCUUCUGAUUGUGUCUGGUUUGGCCAAGCGUUUCAAAGUAAUAAGACCGACCAUAUUCUCCAAUCGAUUCCGUCAGCUUUUACUGUUUGUAGACAUAUCCAUCAGCAAAAGUGUCUGGAGUUUUUCAACGACACAGAAAAUGGUCUUGUUCUACCUUUGUGCAGUCCCAAUGGUUCCUGAAGGAGAGGCAACCGACCUUCCAAAUCAAUGGUAUCAUUUGGCUGUCGCUCUUCAAUGGGACCAGAAACAGACUCAAUACAUUGGCAUUGGAAAUGUUAGAAUAGGAUGUUGUCAUUUAAAAUAAACGACACUUAAAUUUCUCUUUAGUUGAAAUAUCUCAUCAUGUUGGAUAUGGAUUUGCACUGGCCCAGUUUAGAUGAAGUUCACAGGAAAUAUGCUUAAGGACAUCAAGCGAAAUGUAACUGAAAUAACAGAAGAUGAACUUAACUUUAUUGUUAUUAGUCGGCAGUAA
Messenger RNA from Haliotis rufescens (red abalone), 2361 nucleotides. RefSeq names its product monocarboxylate transporter 12-like. Gene Ontology annotation, molecular function: monocarboxylic acid transmembrane transporter activity. The transcript has 6 exons. NCBI's taxonomy places the organism in Eukaryota, Metazoa, Mollusca, Gastropoda, Lepetellida, Haliotidae. Bases 40 to 1425 code for a protein of 461 amino acids. The record is from RefSeq and is a predicted model, not a curated record. Gene Ontology annotation, biological process: transmembrane transport; monocarboxylic acid transport.